AUGCCCAGACCGUCGCAUACAUAUCAAGUCGCCGCCGCUGUCGAAGGCUUCUUCUGGCCCAAGAUCUUUUGGGACUUUGCCACCAAAAACCUCGACGGCGCCGUAAAGCCCAUCCCCGUCCUGCAGCUCCUCAACCUCUUCUUCGGUCUCGGCAUGCUGGCUCUCGAGUGGCCACUCGGCGCCGUCGCCGGCACCAGCCUGCACCGUUCACUCGAGUUCCGCCUCAUCUUCCUGCCUCUCACCAUCCUGACCUCGGUUCUCAUGUACCAGUCCACCAACCCGGCCAUUUACUACCUGAUUGGCAUGGCCGUAUAUUUCUGGGCAUAUAGCGAAGGCGAGAUAAUAUGUGCCAAACCGUGGACGCUACCUCAGCGCAUGCCACGCAAUGGCCUCUCACGAGCAUAA
Molecule: messenger RNA, 405 nt
Organism: Beauveria bassiana ARSEF 2860
Lineage: Eukaryota; Fungi; Ascomycota; Sordariomycetes; Hypocreales; Cordycipitaceae
Product: PRO41 protein
Exons: 3
Coding region: 1-405 (134 amino acids)
Source: RefSeq, a predicted model, not a curated record